CACAUAAUGCCUAAGGGAGAAAUAGUCCAAAUUCAUCUAGGUCAAGCUGGUGUCCAAGUAGCAAAUGCAUGUUGGGAACUCUAUUGCUUGGAACACGGUAUCAGAGUCGAUGGAACUUUAUACGAUCCCAGUUACUCAGAUAAUAGCUACAGUCCAUUUUUUAGUCUCUCAGGAAGUGGUCAAGCGGUACCACGAGUUGUUAUGAUCGAUUUGGAACCUACAGUAAUUGAUGAAAUUCGAACUGGAUAUUACCGACAUCUAUUUCAUCCCGACCGGCUACUUACAGGUAAAGAAGAUGCAGCAAACAAUUACGCUCGUGGUAAAUACAGUAUUGGUACAGAAAUGUUGGAUUUAGCGUUAGAUAGAACUAGACUUGUUGCAGAAGAUUGCGGUAAUUUACAGGGUUUCAUACUCUUCAGAGCUUAUGGAGGAGGAACAGGCGGAGGUUUCACUUCAUUAUUUUUGCAACAUCUAAGCACCGAUUAUUCCAAAAUUAAUACUUUGGAGUUUGCAGUUUUUCCCUCGCCCAGAAUAUCCACUAUUAUAGUAGAACCUUAUAAUACUGUUUUGUCUACAAACGCUUCGAUAGAAUAUGAAGAUAUGUGUUUUUUGAUGGACAACGAAGCUGUAUACGAUAUACUAGGAAGGAAUUUAGACACACCUAGACCGACUUAUACCAAUUUGAAUAGACUAUUGGGACAAGUGGUGUCAGCGGUUACAGCGUCACUCAGAUUCGAAGGUGCGGUAAAUGUAGAUUUGACUGAAUUUAGAACCAACAUGGUACCGUAUCCUCGAAUACACUAUCCUCUAAUUACUUACGCUCCGUUCGUGCCUGCUCACAAGGCUUUCCACGAACAAUUGUCCGUAGCGCAAUUGACGAAUUCGUGUUUCGAGCCUGCUAAUCAAAUGGUGAAAUGUGAUCCAAGAACAGGUAAAUACAUCUCCUGUUGUCUAUUAUACAGAGGAGACGUAGCUCCGACAGAUGUCAAUAACGCCAUAGUCAACAUCAAAUCAAAACGUUCCAUUCAAUUCGUAGAUUGGAGUCCUACGGGAUUCAAAGUGGGGAUAAAUUACAUGCCACCAGUUGCUGUUCCUGGGGGGGAUUUGGCAAAGGUUCAGAGAGCUGUGACGAUGUUAUCCAAUAAUACAGCAAUCAAGAGUUCGUGGGAGAGGAUAUUGAGGAAAUUUAACGUUAUGUUUGCAAAAAGAGCAUUUGUUCAUCAUUACGUUGGAGAAGGAAUGGAAGAAGAAGAAUUUAGAGAUGCUAAGGAGGAUAUGAAAUGUUUAAUUAUGGAUUACAAUGAAGUAGCGUCGGACUCGCUUUCUUCUAACAACGAAGACCCUCAAAUAGCAUCCCAACUUUUACAAUUCAACCUGGAUAAUCUACAAGUUUGGCUCAAAUUGUGGGGAAUAAAAGUCAAUGAAACAAAAUCUGUACAUACAACAUUCUUUAAUUCAUAG
This is a messenger RNA of Diorhabda sublineata, 1461 nucleotides long. RefSeq names its product tubulin alpha chain-like. NCBI's taxonomy places the organism in Eukaryota, Metazoa, Arthropoda, Insecta, Coleoptera, Chrysomelidae. The transcript is spliced from 5 exons. Gene Ontology annotation, cellular component: microtubule; cytoplasm. Gene Ontology annotation, molecular function: structural constituent of cytoskeleton; GTP binding. The record is from RefSeq and is a predicted model, not a curated record. Gene Ontology annotation, biological process: mitotic cell cycle; microtubule cytoskeleton organization. Bases 7 to 1461 code for a protein of 484 amino acids.